GAGAGAAGCUAUAUAGUAGUAGUACUACUCGUAGGAACAAAUUAACUGUGUGUUGCCGUGUUAACCAUUCAUUGAGAGACCAACAACACCUCGAUCAAGAUCAACUCGGGUUUUCCCCCGGGGCUCAUGAUGCUGCUUUUUUGGCCUAUUGGGAUCGGGAGCGACGUCGAUCGAACCUAGUGAUGGCAAUAAUACACCAGCUAUCCUCCGAUCCGCCGAGUUGUGGGGUCAACAAGAUCCUGGACCCUCUCCCUCCCUCCCUCUCCCCUUUUCUAUUCCUCUCUCUUGAUCUUGAUUGAAAAAUUCACCUCUCACUCAAUAAGUAGAGAAUCUUCAGCGUCGGAUAUCUCUUGAUUGUCAGCAUCCUCCUCUUCUCCCUUCAUAUAACUCCCUCGACCCACUGCACUCAUCUCAUACUGCAACAAUCCCCAACAAUUCUCUCUCUCUCUCUCUCUCUCUCUCUCUCAACGCAGACGGAGAGAGACAGCCUCCAAGGAGGAGGAGGAAGAGGAAGAAGAAGAAGACUCCAACGCCUCCCCUGCAGCGUCUGGAGCAAAAUUUCUGGAUCUUCUAGGAACUGGACGGCGCAUGCAACCGCCGCUCCUAAAUCCUAAUUAAGAAAAGGGAGGACAGCAAAAGGAGAGGAGGAGGAAGAGCGAAGUCAUGCAUACAUGCAUGAUGGGGCCUUAGGCUUGUGGUGGUGCCUGAGCGAUCAAAAGCAGAGCACCUGUAGCAGGACAUCAAGAAGUUCUAGACAAUGAAGUACAUGAAGCUUGGGUCAAAGCCUGACACAUUCUACACCGAACAAGCCGUCAGGUCAGUAGUGUCAGACAUACCUGCUGAUCUUAUCAUACAUGUCAACAAUACAAAGUAUCAACUGCACAAGAUUUUCAGGAUUAAUAUCACAGUUACACACCCCCAAACAAAGAGUGCGAGAAGAAAGAAAAUGCUAGUCCUGAGUCUUGACUCUUGACACGAGUACAAGUUGUAGUUUUCCCCCUGCUGCUCAAGUGCGGCCUCCUGCAGCGCCUCUGCUCCGACACGGAGGCCGACGAGCAGCUGCCGGUGCCGGUGGCGCUCCACGACAUCCCGGGCGGCGAGGAGGCCUUCGAGAUCUGCGCCAAGUUCUGCUACGGCAUCGCCAUCAGCAUCAGCGCCAGCAACUUCGUGCCGGCGGCGCUGGCGGCGCGGUUCCUCCGGAUGACGGAGCACGUCGCCAAGGGCAACCUCGUCUCCAAGCUCGACACCUUCUUCGAGUCCUGCGUCCUCCACGGGUGGAGGGACUCCAUCGCCGCGCUGCAGGCGGCGUGGCGGAUCUCCGGCUGGUCCGAGAGCCGCAUCGUCCAGCCAUGCGUCGACUCCAUUGUCGAGAAGAUCCUCCUCCCGCCCUCCCAGGUCGCGUGGUCGUACACGUACACGAGGCCGGGGUACGCCAAGAGGCCCCACCAGUCGGUGCCCAAGGACUGGUGGACGGAGGACAUCUCCGAGCUGGACAUCGAGGUGUUCCGCUCGGUCGUCUCCACCGUGCGCGCCACGCGCAUGCUCCCGUCGCCGCUCAUCGGCGAGGCCCUGCACGUCUACGCCUGCAAGCACCUCCCGGACCCGCUCUACACCGGCGGAAGCGCCAACGGCCACGCGUCUCAGAGUCAGAGCUCCUCCUUCACGGCGGCGGCGGCGGCGGCUGAGGAGGCGCUCGCCAAGCAGAGGCGCGUGCUGGAGACCGUCGUCACCAUGAUCCCCGGCGACGUGGGCUCGGUCACGGGACGGUUCCUCCUCCGGUUGCUGCGUGUGGCGAACUACGUCGGCGCGUCCUCGUCGACGCGCGCGCAGCUCAUCCGGCAGGCCGGGUCCCAGCUCGACGAGGCCAAGGCGGUGGACCUGCUCAUCCCGCUGCCGUCGGACCCGCAGGCGUACGACGUCGGCGCGGCGGAGGCCGUGCUGGAGUACUUCUUGGCGCAGUUCCAGCGGCCGGCCGCUCCCGACGAGCGCCGGAGGAUGAGCGUCGCCAUGGAGAAGGUGGUCAGAAUCUUCGACGAAUACCUUAAGACGAUCGCCCUCGACAGUGAGUUUCCCAUCGGCAAGUUCAUCGACCUGGCCGAGUGCCUGCCCGGCAUCGCCCGGAGCGACCACGACGGCCUCUACCGCGCCGUCGACACCUACCUCAAGGAACACCCGGACCUGAGCAAGGCGGACAGGAAGCGGCUGUGCCGGUUGAUCGACUGCCGGAAGCUGUCGCCGGACGAGCGGGCUCAGGCGGUAUCCAAUGACCGGAUGCCGUUGCGGACCAUCGUGCAGCUUCUAUUCGUUGAGCAGGAGAGAACAAUCGGCGCGGGCGGCAGCCAUAGCGUCGCGCCACCGGACCGGGCCUCGGUCGAUGCCGUCUCCAGGCUCGCGGCAACAGGCAGAGAGGACGAAGCGGCGGCCAUGGACCACAGGUCGGACGUGCACCGGCCGCGGCGGGCCGGCCAUGAAGAGCGCGCCCAGGGCGAGGCGGCUGCAAUGACGAGGUCGCUAUCGGCGUCGACGAAGACGGCGGCGAGGAAGGACAGGACGGUGGAAGAGCGGGGGAGCAGGCUGAGGAACAAGUGAAGCGUAGUAACUUGCAAGGAGCUUAGAAUUGAUGGCCAUGGAUGAGCUCCCGAGGAGCGCGCAUGGCCAACUUCUUGCUUCUGAUCCCUUCCCAAUUUGUUGGCAUGCAUACCUGUGAUUCUUGAUCAUUUUUCUUACUCGUAUUGGUUUCAGUGCAUCCCAUUUUUUCGGUGGGAGAUGUGGGGGGCGUCAUGGUUGAGAGAGGGGUACAUUUUUGUAAUUAAAUUAAUGGAUGGAGGAAUAAUAAUCGAGUGGCUAUAAUCAUACAAUCUAGGAGUAGCUCACUAAUCAAAGCUGUCCUUCAUUCUUGAA
Messenger RNA from Aegilops tauschii subsp. strangulata, 2901 nucleotides. RefSeq names its product BTB/POZ domain-containing protein At5g47800. The record is from RefSeq and is a predicted model, not a curated record. Lineage: Eukaryota; Viridiplantae; Streptophyta; Magnoliopsida; Poales; Poaceae. Gene Ontology annotation, molecular function: protein binding.